Misgurnus anguillicaudatus (oriental weatherfish) is the source of this 4205-nucleotide messenger RNA. It is a transcript of the gene coro2ab, whose product is annotated as coronin 2Ab. Gene Ontology annotation, molecular function: actin filament binding. The record is from RefSeq and is a predicted model, not a curated record. Lineage: Eukaryota; Metazoa; Chordata; Actinopteri; Cypriniformes; Cobitidae.
ACUGACACAGACACACACACAAAUAAACACAGACACACACACACAUUAACACAGAUACACACUGUGCUGCAGGUACCAGUUUGAAAAACGACUCAUUCAGUAAAGGCUUCUGUAUGAAGGUAAGACAGACACACACAAAGACACUUUUUUUUACGUUGAACAGGAAAAGAUUUACAGACCAUCAAAUCGGUGUGUGCCACUUUUAAAAAUUAGGAUUUUUUUUUUCAUUUGAACCUGGAAAUAGUUGAUUUUAAUUGUGAAUUUUUGUUGAAAGUAAUCGUGUCUGCAUGUGAAAGGAAGAAGAAUUUGAGAUUUCCAAUCAAAUUACAAACAUCAGUCAAUGUUAGAUUUUUAGCUACUUUUAAAACACAUGAAAUGAUGGAUGUGACUUCUUUAGGUUUUGAUCAGUGUGAAAUGUUUCCACCAAUCUGUUUUUAUUCUUCUGAUGUCAUUUGUUUUUAUAAAUAGUGUCCCUGUCUGUGAAUACUCAGCUAAAGUCAUUUUUUGUGAUUUGCUGUUAUCUUCAUAAAAUGUUCCUACAUAAAGUAAAGAACAUUUAGUGAAAAUAUCAUCUUAAUAUCUUAAAUAUUGUCAAAGAUUAAAAUCAAUGUUUAGGAAGCCGUGGCUGUGAGAUCUUUAAUGCUCUUAUAAACUCAUAAUUAUAGUAAAGACUUUAUAGCCCAUUCAUAACUCUUGGCUUGCUAUCAAUCAAUGACAUUUAUUUUAUUUGUAUAGGACUUAAUGAUGGUCUAGAGACAUUUUAAAGUCCGAUACUAACAUUAUGGAACUAACUAACUAGUCACUGGAUUUAAAUCCUUUGAAAUAUUUGGUUUCGUUUAAAGCACUUAAUUGUAAGGCCGUGUAAAUGUUAAUACUGUUUUCUGGAUUCUGUACAUGAGGUAAAAAGUUUAUUUUUAAUUUCUACACCAAUUUCUUUUAAUUCAUUUAUUCCCUUCAAUUUUGGGGUCAACAGCUCACGAGAGUCUUCUGAAGCCAAAGACAGCAGCGGUUUGACCAGGGAAAGUUUUUUCUUGAACUGUGAAACUCGACGUGUGUUCAGGUUAGAUGUUCGGUAACACAAUCUCUCAUUUGCAUUAAAGUUUCAUUCUCUAAAUUUGUAGGAAGUUUAAUAAUUGAUUUGGCUGGAAGAGCGUCAAGCUUCAGAUAAACGAGUUAUUAGUGUUUUUCUGAACGAAGCAGCUGUAAGGUCAAACACGUCCAGCAUCAUCUAGAUUAGCGCUCAGAAGAUGAGAUGAAUAACACAAUAAUAAGAAAAGAUGAGAUGAAUAACACAAUAAUAAGAAAAGAUGAGAUGAAUAACACAUCAUCAUAAUACUUUUUAAGAUGUCACAGCGUUACACCUGCACGUGGAUUCGUCACAUAACCGGCAAGGCGGCGGGUAAGGGGCGGUGCUACCACGGGCUGUCAAUCACACGCAGUGUCCAGGACAACCUGUUCUGUGCAGUGAAUCCACGUUUCAUUGCACUGGUGACAGAGUGUACGGGGGGCGGGGCCUUCAUUGUCAUUUCUGUCCAUCAAACGGGCCGCGUGAGCCCCCUUCAUGCACGCGUGUGCGGUCACAGCGCUCGUGUUCUGGACGUGAAGUGGGACCCGUUUAACGAUCGGCGCAUCGCAUCCUGUUCAGAAGACUGUACGGUUAAGGUGUGGGAUAUUCCUCAGAAUGGACUGAAGGAUGACGUCACGCAACCUUCUAAAGAUCUGCUCGCUCACAGCCGCAGGGUGGCGAUUAUUGAGUGGCAUCCCACUGCCAGAGACCUGCUGCUAAGCUCCGCCUAUGACUGCAAAGUGUUGGUGUGGCGUUUAGACACAGCUGCUGUUGUGAUUCAGAUGCCAGUCUGUGUAAUAAACACACACACACAACUCGUACUGUCUUUGACUUUUAAUCACGAUGGAAGUUUAUUAGCCACAACCUGCAAAGACCAAAAAAUCAGAAUCAUCGAACCGCGAACUGGUCGAGUGCUGCAGGAGUCCAGCAGCACUUCUCAUAAAGCUCAUAAGAUCUUGUUCCUGUGGAAUCUGAACAUGCUGUUGACCACAGGAAACUCAUCCUGGAACCAGAGACAGUUUGCCUUGUGGGACCUGGAAGAUUUGUCUGAGCCGGUACUGGAGGAGGAUUUUGAUGGAGGUUCAGGCGUUGUUUUCCCUUUUUAUGAUCCCGACACACAGCUGCUGUUUCUGGCUGGGAAGGGUGAUGGCAACAUCCGUUAUUAUGAGGUCAGUGCCAUCAAACCUUACAUGCACUUCCUGGCUGAAUAUCGCUCUCAAUUUCCACAGAGAGGCUUAGGUGUUAUGCCCAAGCGUGGGUUGAACAUCAACAUCUGUGAGGUGUUCAGGUUCUAUCGGCUGGUGGGCGUCAGAGAUCUGGUGGAGCCGUUGAGCUUCUGUGUACCACGCAAGCAGUCUGGGGUUUUUCAUGAGGAUAUUUAUCCUCUGACAGCAGCCAAUGAGCCGGCAUUGACCGCACACGAGUGGCUGAUGGGGCAGAAUAAAGGCCCUUUGCUCGUGUCUUUGAGACCCAAAUCUAAAGAGGUCCAGACGCACAUCAUCCAACCACCUGACGCAGGGCAACAGAACCCAAAAUGCGAGGUCAUCGUAGACGAGCGUGACUGGACGGAGGACGACACUCAAAGCCACGACUGGAUCUCCGCUCGCACGCUCUCAGAUGUGGACUGGACUGAGGCCACGUUUCAUCUUCCUCCUGAACCAGAGACAGAGGUUUCACAGCGACAAGAGGAGGAAAUACAACAUCUACAGGAGAAACUCGAGCAGAAAGAAUGCCGAAUAAAACAACUGGAGCUUAAGAUCACGCGCCACCAAACCAGAGCCUCUUUCUGAUGACAGCCAAUCACUGUAGAGAUGCUGCAGCCAGUCAGAGACAAGAAUAUAGUGAACAAUAAUGUGUAACACUCUGAAAUGUUAAGAAACUUUUGUGAAUGUAUAUACAUACACAUACACUAUAGGAAGGCAUCAUUGUUGACUCUACGUUAGGUUGGUCUUUGAGAGAAAAGCAGAGAGUUGGGUAAAUACGACACUUUCUGGAGUCUCUGAAGUCAAACUGGUCUGUAGUUGCUAAUAUCUUUCUGAGGGGUCUAGUGUUAGUUUUUGAGUGAGCUUGAAUGAGACGGGGACGAUGAUCCUGUAGUGAUGGAUGUGUACGAGGGGAUAAAGUCAAGAGGCCUCAGUCUCUCUAAGAGAAACAGCAGAUCAGAUAGUUAUGGGUGGCAUGGAGAAAGUGAGAUGAAUGAUGGCUGCUGUGAGCGAAGAAGAGACAAGAUGUGGCUGAUGUUUGAAGUGGUGUUAAUCUUGUUUUUAAAGAAAGGGCAUACUUACAUUAGGUACGAUUGCCUUGACCCGAGCGUGAUCGUCCCCCACAGGCUUGCACUCACACUAGAUUUUUUUUGUUUCUGACCCAAGCAUGCCUUGGUUGUUAGGACUGUUUUAAAGGAAACAUGAAGUAAAGCGAUGUACAGUAAUGUGAAGUUUGUUUGGGACGGAGACAGCCCUCUCACAUAUUACUUGGUCAAUCUCUGGCUUCUUCCGUUUUUUCACGUAGUCGUGGAGCGCACAUAAGAAGGCUUUUCAUGGAUCGCACAACUGAUGCCUCACCUUCUGAUCUUUACGCUCCGGCGUGGUCUGUGCUCACACUGCGCUCGCUGACCUGGAGGUGAAAGGUCAGACAUCAUCAAGACAGGGUGUUAAAAAGAGGUUGUGGUGGAUGAAGUUGAAGGUGGAUUUAAGUCUCAGUCGAUGCUAUAACAGUGUUUGUGCUGGAUAGAGAAGUUAAUGCUUCGUUGAUUAUCUACAGAAUCGUUGAGUUUUGACCGGCAUGAAGUGAUGCAUUCAUCAUAGAAGCCAUAGCUGCUAGUUAAACUCAGUUCAAAUAGAUCAAAUGAAAGGAGAAAUAUUGUUUUAUGUAAAAAUAUUCUUAUUCUUCAUAUGAUGAAUAAAUAUAUAGGGUCUAAUACUAUAAUGAUUAGAAACGUUAAAUAUAUUAAACAAUAAAGUCUUUUUCUUUGUCAAGAGUGGAGAAAAAGAUGACAGCAAGAGAUGAUGUCUACGAACAGAGACUACAAAAGACCAUCAUGAAUUUAAUGCAUUAUUAAUGUCAUAUUUACUCAAUUGAAGUGAACAAAUGUAACUUUCUUUAAUCAUUUAAUUAUUAAAAUGCUUUUGAGACAGAAAAA